AAGGAUUACUUUGUCCGGAACGCAGACUUUGACUUCUUCAACUACGUGGGACUGCAGCGGUCUGUGCUUCUGUACACGACACCCACCACCUACAUCGAUGACAUCACCGUCACCACCGGUGUGGAGCAUGACAGUGGGCUGGUGAAUGACCAGAUCUCCGUCAAGUAACCUGUCUGUACUUAUUGGAGAUGCAGUCUCGCUCUGUCACCCAGGCUGUAGUCCAGUGGUGUGAUCUCAGGGCUCCUCACCAAGGCCGAGAUAGAUCAGAUACUCCAUGGCCUAGACAAGGUGGCUGAGGAGUGGGCCAAGGGCACCUUCAAACUCAACUCUGAUGAUGAGGGCAUCCACACAGCCAUGAGCGCCGCCCGAAGCCCCUGUUCUCAGGCAAUGCGAGCCACAUGUGGGACUACGGGCACAGUGUGGAGCAGUACGGUGCCCUGGGUGGCACUGCAUGCUCCAGCUUCAACGGGCAGAUCCGCCAGGCAUGGAAGAGGCUCCGCUGUGGCCUGCUCAAAUUCCUGCUAUGGAAAGCAAGAGAAGGUGCUCCUUGAAGAAACGGGGAUCCCACCAAUCUCAGGGGUUCUGUCCUGGCCUGCGGCCCUGGAUCGUCCAGACUGUGCUGGGGUGGGGAACCGACCUUGCCCUUCUUGGCUGGGCCGGAGAGUGAGGGUCCCGCUUCCCCAAAGGCCUAGCCCGGGGUUCCAGCUGCAGGCCCCACUGGGCAGCACCAGGCCCAUCCCGCUCCUCUAGGCCUGGCGCUCACCCUCAGCAAAGAUGGCGCGGAUCGUCUCAGGUACCUGAUGCGACCUGUCCGCGGCCUCCUCCUGCUCUGCUCUUAGCCCUGCAGAUGGUGGCCAAGCAGUGGAGCGGAAAGUGUGACCUAGUGGACAGGUGUGGCCUGCACGGCAUUUGGGCCGCUGUUGCUGUGCACUGGCACUGCAAGGGAGGAUGCUGUACCCCCAGGAGAGCCUGUCGCGGGAGCCCAAGGAGCUGGGUGGCCUCUGGAGCUUCCCCGCCGAUUUGGACAACCGACGCCAGGGCUUUAAGGAGCAGUGGUACCUGCGGCUGCUGCAGGAGUCGGGCCCCACCCUGGACGUGCUGGUUCCCUCCAGCUUCAACGACAUUGGCCAGGACUGGCGCCUGCGGCAUUUUGUUAGCUAUGUGUUGUACGAAUGGGAGGUGACCCUGCCGGAGCAAUGGACCCAGGACCUGCGCACAAGAGUGGUGCUGAGGAUUGGCAGUGCCCACUCCUAUGACAUCGUGUGGGUGAAUGGUGUCAACACGCUAGAGCAUGAGGGGCUGACAUCAGCAGCAUGGUCCAGGUGGGGCCCCUGCCCUCCUGCCUCCACAUCACUAAUCACCAUCAAUAAUAUGCUCAACCCCAAGGGGGAGGGGACCUUGCCACCAGGGACCAUCUGCUACAUGACCGACACCUCCAAGGUUGCUUUGUCCAGAACACAGACUGACAUCUUCAAGUACGCGGGACUGCAGCGGUCUGUGCUUCUGUACACGACACCCACCACCUACAUCGACGACAUCACUGUCACCACCGGCGUGGAGCAGGACAGUGGUGAGGGCUUCUGGUCAAAUAUGUAUUCAGGCAGAAGUCUUCUGCAGUGGCAGAGCCCUCAUGGAGAACCUGUGCUAGGGCAAUGCAGAAGGGAAAUGUGGGGUUGGAGCUCUCAUGCAGAGUCCCCACUGAAGCUGCCAACUGGAAUUGUGAGAAGGCCACUAUACUCCAGACCCCAAAAUGCCAGAUUCACUAUGAGCUUGCACUGUGCACCUGGAAAAGCCGCAGGCAUUCAAUUCCAAUCCAUGAAGGAGCUGCUUAAGGCCAUGAGGGCCCACCCUUUGCAUCAGCAUGGUCCACAUGUGAGACAUGGAGUCAAAUGAGAUCAUCUUAGACCUUUAAGAUUUAAUGACUGACCCGUUGGAACUCAAACUUGCAUAGUGCCUGUAUCUCCUUGGUUUGGGCCAGUUUCUCCCAUUUGAAAUAGGAGAAUUUAUCUAAUGCCUGUACCCCUAUUGUAUCUUGGGAGUAACUAACUUGCUUUUGAUUUACAGGCCCAUAGGUAGCAGGGACUUGCCUUGUCUCAGAUGGAUGUAGACUUUUGGGUUAAUGCUAAAAUGAGUUAAGACAUUGGGGGACUGUUGGGAAAGUAUGUUUACUUUUGAAAUAUAAAAAGAGCAUUAGAUUUUGAAGGGACCAGGAGCAGAAUGAUACCCAUGGUGUUCUCAUGAUAGUGAGUGAGUUCUCAUGAGAUCGGAUGGUUUUAUAAGUGGUAAUUUUUCCUCCUUUCCCUCUCUCUUGCCACCUGGUGAAGAAGCUACCUGCUUCUCCUUCACCCUCUCCCAUUAUUUUAAGGUUCCUGAGGCCUCCCCAGCCAUGUGUAACUGUGAGGCAAUUAAACUUCCUUUCGUCAUAAAUUAUCCAGGCUUGGGUAGUAUCUUUAUAGCAGUGUAAAAAGAGACUAAUGCACAAAUAUAAGAUAGGGCUAUCUGUGUCCUAGAUGCUUCAUAAUCAGCCAUAAUUAUUCCUGUUUGAGUUUCUUUGUAACUCUCAGCCACAGAUGGAAAAUAUUCAUGGUGAAAAUGUAACAUUGAUUGUGCAUGUGCAGAGGACAUCUGUUCCCAGGCUGCAGAACGGCGUCUCUGAAUUUAAAUAAAAAUUCUGCUUUUCAAAUUUUCUGAUUAUCUUGUUUUGUGUCUUUUUAUGUCUAUCCAAAUGAUGUGUCCAUUACAGCCCUUCCCCUUUUUUCUGUGAUAUGGCUACAGUUUUCUCACUGUUCUCUCUGUACCAUGUCAUUUCACAUAGUACUUUGUAGGUUCUGAUGAGAAGUUUGGAAUUUUUUAAUAUGGUGAAAAACUAUGUUAAACUUGGGAGUUUGAGCUUAUUUAUAGCUUCUUGAUGUAACUUCCAGAUCAGUUAAUUGAGGUAAGAGGCAUACACUGUCUACAGGUGAGAAGAUUAAAUCAGGAAGCACUGUUUGUCUUAGUAAAAAUUUUUUAUUAGAUUCUAAGACAAAGUGUAGCAUAUACAAAAUUAGUUAGAAAAUAUAUCUUAGAAAUUAAACUUAUCAGAGAGUUAAUAUUAAGGGAUAAUUAAAUGUAAUUUUUAUGAUAUAUUUAUAGCACAACUUAUGUUUUCAUGCAGAAUCAUGUAUUUUUUAGUGUGAAUGUUAAAUGUUGCAAAUAAAAUGAGCUGUGGAUUUAAAA
Molecule: messenger RNA, 3216 nt
Organism: Pongo pygmaeus (Bornean orangutan)
Lineage: Eukaryota; Metazoa; Chordata; Mammalia; Primates; Hominidae
Product: beta-glucuronidase-like
Exons: 10
Coding region: 949-1893 (314 amino acids)
Biological process (GO): carbohydrate metabolic process
Molecular function (GO): beta-glucuronidase activity; signaling receptor binding; carbohydrate binding
Source: RefSeq, a predicted model, not a curated record